ACAGGCAAUGGCGCCACUCAGGACCCAAGGAGGUCCCAGGUGCGGUCCCCACGGGCACCUCGCUGGCCAGGUGCAAGGCUCGGGAGCAGAGGGUGGAGUUAGCGCCGUGCGGGAGCGUAUGCUUCCGGCCACGUGAUCACGCUCCGCGCCAAUGGGAGGGCUGGACGAGCCCCGCUUCCUCACCGUGGCAACGGGCUGGUGACUACUUCCGGUGCUGUGAGGGCUCGGGGCUGAUGCGGGACGUUAGCGGUUCCUGCUCAGUCGGAGGAAGAGGACCGAGAAGAAGGAGGAGCGGCUUUUGGAGAGGAGGGUGGAGAGCUGGAGCUGGAGGUGCCCUGGAAGGAGAGGGCAUCGUGUUUCCCGAAGGAGGGAGUGCAACUGGACUGGCCUCUGUAGGGGAGGGAAUGAAAGGGUAAUUCCUCUCCUGCAAUUACUUUUGGAUGGAAAUAUGCUUUUUUUCCAGUAGAAGAUGGUAAACUUGGAGAAUGACCAUGGAGAAGGGGAUGAGUUCUGGAGAAGGGCUGCCUUCCAGAUCAUCUCAGGUUUCGGCUGUUAAAAUAACAGCCAAAGAGUUGGAAACAAAGCAGUCCCAUAAAGAGAAGCGAGGGGGCUUUGUGCUGGUACAUGCAGGUGCAGGUUAUCAUUCGGAAUCCAAAGCCAAGGAAUAUAAACAUGUAUGCAAACGAGCUUGUCAGAAGGCAAUUGAAAAGCUACAGGCUGGUGCUCUUGCAACAGAUGCAGUGACUGCAGCUCUGGUGGAACUUGAGGAUUCUCCUUUUACAAAUGCAGGAAUGGGAUCUAAUCUAAAUCUCCUGGGUGAAAUUGAAUGUGAUGCCAGCAUAAUGGAUGGAAAAUCCUUAAAUUUUGGAGCUGUUGGAGCAUUGAGUGGAAUCAAGAACCCAGUCUCAGUUGCGAACAGACUCUUGUGUGAAGGGCAGAAGGGCAAGCUCUCUGCUGGCCGGAUUCCUCCCUGCUUUUUAGUUGGAGAAGGAGCCUACAGAUGGGCAGUAGAUCAUGGAAUACCUUCUUGCCCUCCUAACAUCAUGACCACAAGAUUCAGUUUAGCUGCAUUUAAAAGAAACAAGAGGAAACUAGAGCUGGCAGAAAGGGUGGAAACAGAUUUCAUUCAACUAAAGAAAAGAAGACAAUCAAAUGAAAAGGAGAACGACUCAGGCACUUUGGACACAGUGGGCGCUGUGGUUGUGGACCACGAAGGGAACGUUGCUGCUGCUGUCUCCAGUGGAGGCUUGGCCUUGAAACAUCCAGGGAGAGUUGGGCAGGCUGCUCUUUAUGGAUGUGGCUGCUGGGCUGAAAACACUGGAGCUCAUAAUCCCUACUCCACAGCUGUGAGUACCUCAGGAUGUGGGGAGCAUCUUGUACGCACCAUACUGGCUAGAGAAUGUUCACACGCUUUACAGGCCGAGGAUGCUCACCAAGCUCUGCUGGAGACUAUGCAAAACAAGUUUAUCAGUUCACCUUUCCUGGCCAGUGAAGACGGUGUGCUUGGAGGAGUGAUUGUUCUUCGAUCUUGCAGAUGUUCUGCAGAGCCUGACUCCUCCCAAAAUAAGCAGACACUUCUAGACUCACAUUUCCAGACUCCCUCCCGGUGCGGUGGCAGGACAGUCCGUGGCCAUCGAAGGUGGGGUGUGCCGCUUGCAGAGCCCAGUAAACUGAACCUUCAAGCUGAGCAUGAAGCACCUGAGGGCAUUUCAGAACCUGAGAUUUCCGUAUUUUUAACAGAAGUUGGAUGUCCUGUCCUAUCGUCUUCAUUUUAUAACUCCUAUUGCAGCCUCGCACACCGCUGGCGACACUAGUGCUGCCACAGUGAGUGCUAGUGACACGCCGGCCUUUGGUGGGCGGGUGGGCUGAGUGCACGAGUGUUUGCGUGUGUGCGUGUGCGUGUGUGUGUGUGUGCGUGUGUGUGUGUGUGUGUGUGUGCAGCGUGAGUGCUUGCUUCUCCCUGAUGAAAUAGAAACUCCCCCAUAUUGCGUAACCUAAGACCAGGAAUGAGUCAAUCAUCUUUACAAAAUGUGUGCUUUAACUGUUUACAAGUCAAACGUAAAGUUGCAGGAAACAUUUUUUAUUUCGUAAAGAGGUACCAACUGUCGUCGAUGUAAUGUGUCUGAAUUGAAGGGUAAAUCUGCUUGUUUAAAUGACUUGACAGUGGUAGUGCUCCAUUUAGUAACAGUAAUAAGUGAUAAAGUGUUUUUAUUUGUUAACCAGUUUAAGUGGAUCCUGUGGUGACUUAAACUGUUAUUCUCAUCCCUCAUAUGGGGCAUUUUUCUUUAACAAAGAAUGGUUUCAGUGAAACAAUCUAGCAGAGAAUCAAGGUCAGAACCUUUUAAAAUAAUAGUCUUAUUGACAAAGUUUGUACUUCUUCCCUCAAGCCUUUCUAAACGUAAUAGCUUCGAGCUGUGUGUACUGUAUUAUGAAAGGAUAUGUAAAGAAACCAUACGGUAAUGCAGUCCUUAAUUUGUGUAUAAUGGAAUGUUAUUUACAAUGUAACACUGUAAAUAAGAAAGCAAAAUUUAUGGGAAAAUUCAAUAUUAUCUUUGUUUCUUGUUUAAAUAUAUUUUUAAGGUAAAGGCACAAAAAUAAAAGAAGCAUAUUACUGGGUAUAGUGUGUGACUCCUCAGACUAAUAAAUUAUCUUUUGAAUCCUA
Messenger RNA from Myotis lucifugus (little brown bat), 2662 nucleotides. RefSeq names its product taspase 1 (gene TASP1). Gene Ontology annotation, molecular function: threonine-type endopeptidase activity. The record is from RefSeq and is a predicted model, not a curated record. NCBI's taxonomy places the organism in Eukaryota, Metazoa, Chordata, Mammalia, Chiroptera, Vespertilionidae. Bases 486 to 1814 code for a protein of 442 amino acids. The transcript has 14 exons. Gene Ontology annotation, biological process: protein maturation.